This is a messenger RNA of Perkinsus marinus ATCC 50983, 1028 nucleotides long. RefSeq lists its product as hypothetical. Gene Ontology annotation, cellular component: cytosol; nucleus. The transcript has a single exon. The record is from RefSeq and is a predicted model, not a curated record. Gene Ontology annotation, biological process: glycoprotein catabolic process; protein deglycosylation; protein quality control for misfolded or incompletely synthesized proteins. NCBI's taxonomy places the organism in Eukaryota, Perkinsozoa, Perkinsida, Perkinsidae. The annotation marks the transcript as partial. Gene Ontology annotation, molecular function: peptide-N4-(N-acetyl-beta-glucosaminyl)asparagine amidase activity; carbohydrate binding.
AUGAACAACUUGUUGGACGUCGUCCUUGCCUUCAUAGUAAUGCUCGGUAUCGUUCAAGCUGCUGCUAGCCUCGUCGAUUAUGUUAACGUUUUAGCCGGUACUUCUAAUACUUAUGAGUUGUCUACUGGUAGCGCCACGCCCCUCAUGGGCCGACCAUUCGGCUUCAAUCAUUGGUCUGUUCAAACCGAACCCGACCAUGAUCCUAAACGCUACUUCAACCCGGCCUCGAGAAGCUUCUACGGUGUACGAUGCACUCACCAACCGUCCGUAUGGUUGGGCGACUAUGGUUAUUUUCUCGUUAAUGCUAUCAUUUCCCGUGACGAACCACAGCAAUCUGUGUCGUUCGCUCCGCUGCAGACUACUUACAAGCCACACUACUUCAAGUCAUCGGCUCUGUAUCCUGGUAACGCUGAUAUGGGUGGCGCUAGGAUUGAAAUGACCCCGACGGAACAUGCUGCAUUUUUUCGGUUUUCAUUCCCACCCAAGGUGAAUUCAGCGGUGCUCGUGAGACUAUUCGACUAUAACUCAUCGACACCAGUCGUGCUCGACAAGGAGGGUCGUUUUUCUACUCAAACCAGUGUUAACAACGGUGGUGUAUUGCCUGGGUUCGCCAUGUUUAUCAAUGGGGCAAUUGACCCACCACCUGCACGCAUGCGCAACGUAGAUGGUUCAAUCAUGCUGGAGUAUGAUGCUGCGGAAAAUAAUAAAAGACUUUCGGUACACCUCCGUAUCGCUACUUCUUUUAUCUCUAAUGAACAAGCUCAAGUAAAUUUGGCGAGGGAGUUACCUUUGUGUAAGAACUUUGAUACUUUCGUGAAGGAAGGUGAAGACGUAUGGCAAACACGCCUAAGUCUGGUUACCUAUGAUACAGUACAGCGAAACAGUAACUUUUUGAGAACUUUUUAUACCAAUUUCUAUCGAACUAUGCUGUUCCCGAGACUCCUUGGUGAAUAUGAUCAGAAUAAUCAACUCGGGCACUACAGUGUUUAUACUGGGAAAGUCGUUCCCGGCGAGUUGACGACUGACAG